AACUUAAAAUCCCAAGCAGUGGCUCUGCUUUUGCCUGGCCCUUGUCUUCUUCUUCUCCUUCCAUGGAGUCUCCAAAUUGUUAUCGGUUCAAGAAACUCACUACGACCUUCUUCCUCCUUACUUUGCUAACCACAUUCGUAGUUAGCUCAGAGGUACAACAGUGUCGGAAUUUCAAAUCGGUCAUCAGCUUCGGCGAUUCUAUUACCGACACUGGAAACUUGCUGGCUCUCUCCGACGCUGACAACCUUCCUCACUCCGCCUUUCCACCUUACGGAGAAACCUUCUUCCACUUCCCCACCGGCCGUUUCUCCAAUGGUCGCCUUAUCAUCGACUUCAUCGCUGAAUAUCUGGGGCUUCCGCUUCUGCCUCCUUUCUAUGGAUCUCAAAAUGCAAGCUUUGAGAAAGGAGUUAAUUUCGCUGUAGCGGGUGCAACCGCAUUGGAACAAGCAGUUCUUGAGAGCAGAGGAAUUCAUUAUGAUUACACCAAUGUUAGUUUAGGAGUUCAGUUUAAGAGCUUCAAGGAGAGUUUACCCAAUCUAUGUAAUUCAACUACAGAUUGCAGAGAAAUGAUUGGUAAUGCUUUGCUUAUCGUUGGAGAGAUUGGAGGGAACGAUUAUAACUACGGGUUCUUGGUUGGUAAAACCGUCGAGGAGCUCAAAGAGCUGGUUCCGCUAGUAAUCAGUUCUAUCUCUUCUGUGAUUACGGAGUUGGUAAAUAUGGGAGGCAAAACCAUCAUGGUGCCUGCGGACUUCCCAGUUGGAUGCUGGACAGUGUUAUUAACUGAGUAUCAGAUAUCAAAAAAGGAAGACUACGAUCCUCUAACCGGAUGUUUGAAGUGGCUAAACGAGUUUAUAGAAUAUCACAACAAGGAGCUUCACGAAGAACUCAUCAGACUCCAGAAACUAUACCCUCAUGUUACAAUCCUAUACGCUGAUUACUACAAUGCCUUGUUACAUAUUUUCCAAGAACCGGCCAAAUUCGGGUUCACGAACGGACAUCCCUUGUCAGCAUGCUGUGGAUCAGGAGGAAUGUACAACUUCAACAGUAUUAGUGAGUGUGGGAGUAGGAAAGUGGAUAGUUGUAGUGAUCCUUCAAAGUACGUGCAUUGGGAUGGUUUUCAUUUGACCGAGUCUGCAUACCGAUGGGUCGCCAUGGGAAUACUCCAAGGUCCUUACACCAUUCCUGCUUACGACUGGUCUUGCCCCGGUUUUGAAAUCAAGAACGGAUCAGCAAAUAAUAAACAGUAUUCUUUUAGCAGUAGCCAGUAGGUGACUAGAGCUGUUCUCAAAACCUUCUUUAAGAGAAAAGACUCAAAGUGUGUUGCAUAGCUAUCAUAUCUCGUAACGGGCCACAGGCCCAUAUUAUGUUUACAACGCCGUCGGGUUUGUUGGACGGUUUUCCAAUAUAUACUCCGGUUUACUGAUUUAA
Molecule: messenger RNA, 1428 nt
Organism: Capsella rubella
Lineage: Eukaryota; Viridiplantae; Streptophyta; Magnoliopsida; Brassicales; Brassicaceae
Product: GDSL esterase/lipase At1g28580-like
Exons: 5
Coding region: 63-1268 (401 amino acids)
Molecular function (GO): hydrolase activity, acting on ester bonds
Source: RefSeq, a predicted model, not a curated record